GAGAGGGGUGGGACGAGCAUCAUGAGCUUCCAACCGACGGGCUGGAAGCUCUGUGGAGCAACAGAUAGCAGAGCGGGAGGCAAAAGAAGAAGGGAGAAGUCUGCUCUCUCUCUCUUAACCCCUCCAUCGCUACAACAUCUCUCCUUCUCUCCUCCUCCUCCCAUCUGACGCAGGGAGCCCCAAGUUUGAGGUUUUUCCUCUCUCCUCCUUCUUGCUGCGCACACUGCGUUUUCUUUGCACUGGUGAUUGUAAAGCACGAGAAACGAAGACUGAGCGCGACGGCACGCUAGAGACACCUUACGGGAAACAGAAAUGCGGGGAUUGCUCCCCUCGUCAGUUUUAUCCUUGCACCACCACCGAGGACUCGCAGGUUCAACUACAUCUUCGUGUUGACACGAGCUCAGGCGUGCAUGGUUCCGUGCGGCGCACAGAUGGAGCUGUGCGCUCCGAGUGUGAGUGAGAGCUCAGCAGCGCGUGUGGCAGCGUUGUUACCGGAUACCUGCUGCUGCAGUGCCUCCCAAAUGUGAAGAUGAAAAGUUCAAAACAACAUGUGACGGGUUAUCACUUCAAAGGAAAUCCAAAAGGGGCAAAGCGUGCUUUAGCUGAGUGACCCCUUCAGUUACUUCCCCCCCUUUUUUUCUUCAUCAGCGUGCAUCCAGGAUGGAUCCCGUCUGGUUUCUCCUCCUGCUGCCAUCCGUCCUCAGAGCGCAGGUGGCUUCAGAUUUCCCAUCAGGCGUCACAGUGGAGACGACCAACAGCACUGAGUCAUUGACAAACAAUACAAGAACUUCAGAAAACUCCACCAGCCCCUCCACUUCCUCCACUGCUGCAGAGCCUUCGGGGUUUUCCACUUCAGAAGCUCCCACCGAAAUAGAGGAUGACUGGUCACCGGCAGAGACAUUUCUGUACACCGGAGACCCCUCGACUCUGGUAGUGGGCCGUUGUUCACGGGCGUAUAGCACCCGUGGGCAGAUGGGACCCCUGCCCCUCAGCUUCACCGCCCCCCUCAGGCCAGCUAUGGAUGCACUAGCCAACACUGCCAACUUUCUUAACAUGAUCUUCCAAGCUAGUGACCUGCAUGAGAGCACGGUGCAAGAGGAUAUGGAGUGGUACCAUGCCCUGGUCCGUGCCCUUCUAGAAGCUGAUGUGCUCAUCCGGCGGGCCCUGUUUACGUUUGAUGCUGACCCAACUGCCCAGGUGCCGCAGCUAGUGCUCCAUGCAACUCGCAGCCCAAUGGCUAAGGUGCAGACAAUCAUCCUCCAGGACUUAUCCAAGGCAUGGGAGAGCCUGCACCCACCUGCUCCUGCCCCUGAUGACAGCUGGUUCAGAAAACUGAAAUUCCCAGAGUCCAGCCAGCCAAUCACAACCCUGUCCAAACGAGUGCUCCUCAAUGACCUCAAUACCUUGGACACACCUAAGUGGGGGCAGGGUGACAGCUAUGUGACCAAUCGCAGUGGGGUACGCUGGGAUAGUGCUCCUUUUCUGGACUGUAUGGAUGAACGCUUUGUGCCUGGCUGGAUGCUCACACUCUCCACCUCCUUCUUUGGUCUCAAGCCUGACCUGACACCAGAAUUCAGAGGUGUGAUCCGUGUGGAUGUCAACAUUCAGGACAUUGACUUGGACCAGUGUGCAACAGGGGAAGGCUGGUUUGCUGAUACUCACCAGUGCAACCGCACCACCAUGGAGGUAAACACAGUGUAGACCAGGGACUGAAACUACC
Messenger RNA from Pundamilia nyererei, 1720 nucleotides. Its product is annotated as probable G-protein coupled receptor 179. The transcript is spliced from 2 exons. The record is from RefSeq and is a predicted model, not a curated record. The coding region runs from base 661 to 1701 and encodes 346 amino acids. Lineage: Eukaryota; Metazoa; Chordata; Actinopteri; Cichliformes; Cichlidae.